Messenger RNA from Anopheles coluzzii, 4198 nucleotides. Its product is annotated as neural-cadherin-like. The transcript is spliced from 11 exons. Gene Ontology annotation, biological process: homophilic cell-cell adhesion. NCBI's taxonomy places the organism in Eukaryota, Metazoa, Arthropoda, Insecta, Diptera, Culicidae. The annotation marks the transcript as partial. The record is from RefSeq and is a predicted model, not a curated record. Gene Ontology annotation, cellular component: plasma membrane; catenin complex. Gene Ontology annotation, molecular function: calcium ion binding; cadherin binding.
CUAGUGAUACUGCAACUAAUCGGCCUUAUCGUGGAUCUGCUGCAAAUAUUUUGCGUUCUGACGAACAGCACUUAUUUAGUUUCUAAAUUCAUCAAAACAGGGGUCGGUGACAAAAACGAAUACCCACUCUAUUUCGAGAAGGUUAUCUAUGAGGUGGACAUCGACGAGAAUGUGGAAAUCAAUCACAACUUUCUCAACGUCAGCGCAAAGACGCACGGUGAGGCGUCCUGUGUACGAUACAAGAUCUCGAGCGGUAACAUAGACAAUGUGUUCGCGAUACGCAACGCAACUGGCGCCCUGUACCUAGCCAAGGCGUUGGAUUAUGAGAAGAUCAAAAAGUAUGAGCUACGGUUGACGGCAUCGGAUAAUUUUCAGGAGAACUACACGACCGUUCUGAUCAACGUACGCGAUGUAAACGACAAUCCGCCGGUAUUUGAGAAAUCGUCCUAUCGCACACAAAUCACCGAGGAAGACGACCGAGGCUUGCCAAAGCGUGUGCUGCGGGUUACCGCCUCCGAUGCCGACGUGGAGCGUCCCAACAACAUCAUCUACUUUCUGACUGGGGCUGGUAUUGACAUCGAAAAUCCCUCCGAUAGCUACUUUGACAUCAACAAGGCCACUGGGGAAAUAUUUGUGCUUAAGCCUCUGAACCGAGAUCCACCACACGGACGAGCGUCUUGGAAGUUUACCGUCUUUGCGCAGGACGAAUGAGCCGAGAGUUUGGUGGGCUUUACGGAGGUGCAGAUCAACCUGAAAGACAUCAACGACAAUCCGCCUCAGUUCCCGAACGGGAUUGCGUAUGGAAACGUGACCGAAAAUGGCACCAUCGGCAUGUACGUGAUCACAAUGAAGGCCGAAGACUAUGACGAUAUCAACGAAGGCACCAACGCGAAGAUCAUUUACUCGAUCGAGAAGAAUGCGAUCGAGGAGGAUACUGGUUUGCCGAUCUUUGACAUCAACUCGGACACGGACCGUGUUGGUGAAGGACAUCAACGGUUGGAGCAGAGUAGCAAGGGUGACGGUAUGGCGAUCAUUUCAUCGCUCGGCUCGUUCGAUCGCGAAUACCGCAAGCAGUACACCGUUCCAAUCGUUAUCAAGGACUCGGGCACUCCACCGCAAACCGGCACCAGCACGCUGACGAUCACGAUCGGUGAUCUGAACGAUAACAUCAUGCAGCCCGGCUCCAAGGAGGUGAUCGUGUACAACUAUCAAGGCCAGGCGCCGGACACACCGAUCGGGCGUGUGUUCGUUAACGAUCUCGACGAUUGGGACACCUCGGACAAGCUGUUCUAUUGGGAUGAAGCCGAGAAUCCACGCUUCAAGCUAGACGACACAUCCGGUAUGGUGACGAUGCGGCGCGGUGCUCACGAGGGACGCUACAAGCUGCGUUUUAAGAUCUACGACCGCAAGCACGCGCAGGAAUCGUAUGCGAACAUGUCGGUGGUGGUAAAGCACAUCUCCUACGAGACAAUCGUCAACUCCGGUUCGAUCCGGCUGAUCGGCAUUACGGAUGAGGACUUUAUACGCAUCUGGAACUAUCGCACCCAGAACAUCUUCCGCAGCAAGCUGGAGCGGUUCCGGGACAAGCUGGCGGAGCUGCUGAACGUGGACGUAAAGAAUGUGGACGUUUUCAGUGUGCAGAUGAAGGACCGGUCGGUGCCGCUGACCGAUGUGCGGUUCGCCGUGCAUGGCGCGUACUUCUACAAGGCGGUGCAGCUGAACGGCGUGAUACUGCUGCACAAGGAGGACAUCGAGCAGGAGGUGGGCAUCAACAUCACGAUGGUAAACGUGGAUGAGUGUCUGCUGGAGAAUGCAGACUGUGCCGGGUCGUGCACCAGCAUUAUCGAGGUCCAAUCGAACCCCUACCUAGUGAAUGCGAACAAAACCGCCCUGGUUGGGGUUCAAAUCAACUCCACGGCGGAGUGUGUGUGCAGCUCGCGAGAGUACAAGCAGCAACAGACCUGCAAAUCCCAUCCCUGUCUGAACGGCGGUCGCUGCACCGAUUCCAAGUCGGGUAUCAAGUGCUCGUGUCCACCAGGCUACACGGGACCCCGCUGUCAGCAGGUCGUACGUAGCUUCCGCGGCAGUGGCUGGGCCUGGUACCCACCGCUCGACAUGUGCGACAAGUCGCAUAUUAGCGUCGAGAUCAUCACAACGAAGCCGGAUGGUUUAAUUUUCUACAACGGACCUAUCACACCACCGAAGGAGGACGACACGUCCAAGCAGCUGUCCGACUUUAUUGCACUCGAGCUGGAGCAGGGCUAUCCCCGGCUUCUCAUCGACUACGGCUCGUGUACUCUUGAGCUGCGCAUCGCUACCAAACAUCCGCUCAACGAUGGCGAAUGGCACCGGAUCGAUCUGUUCUGGGACACUGAUCAGGUGAAGAUGGUGGUCGAUUUCUGCAAGACGGCAGAAAUCACCGAAACCGACGACGGCAACCUGGUCGAGUUUAUCGACCACACCUGCCAGGCGCUGGGCAAGGUGCCGCAGUUCAACGAAUAUCUGAAUCUCAACACGCCGCUCCAGAUUGGCGGUGUGUUAAGGGACAAGUUCGACUACACUUACAGCCACUGGCAGUACACAGUCGGGGUCGGUUUCGAGGGGUGCAUUCGCGAUUUUAAGCACAACGGAAUUCUGUACGACCUGUCCCACCCGGGACUGUCUAAGGAUAGUGCGCUCGGUUGUUUGUACACGCAGGAGGUGUGUGAUCUGAAUCCGCAGGUCGCCCGGUGUCUCGAGCAUGGCAAGUGUGUCGGUAGCUAUGUCGAGGCCAAGUGUGAAUGCAAUUCUGGUUGGACGGGCACGUACUGCAGCUUGCCGACCACGCCAACUACGUUCAAGACGCACAGUUACGUGAAGUACGCGCUCAGCUUCGAGCCGGAUAAGUUCACGACGCAGAUUCAGCUGCGGUUCCGCACGCGUGAAACGUACGGCGAGCUGUUUCGCAUCAGCGAUCAGCAUAUGGGCGAGUACGGCAUCAUUGAGCUAAAGGGCGCCAAGGUGUACUUCCGGUACAGCUUAAACACGGGCCAGGUGGAGGAGCAGGAGGUAGCGUUGACGGCGGUCGAGGUGGACGACGGACAUUGGCACGUGGUGAAGGUGCAAAGGUAUGGCUCAGCGGCCAUCCUGGAGCUGGACGGGGGUGAGGGUGCCAACUUCAACCAGAGCUUCUCGUUCGACGGACAUCAGUGGCUGUCAGUGGACAAGCAAGAGGGUGUGUAUGCGGGCGGCAAGCCGGAGUUUACCGACGUGAAGACGUACGAUGUCAAAUCGGACUAUCAGAAGAGUUGCAUCGACGAUAUAAGAUUGGACGGUAAAAGCUUGCCACUUCCGCCAGUCACCAACGGUACACAGUGGGGUCAAGCCACGAUAGCGAAGAACAUCGACCGCUACUGUUCCUCCAACAAUCCUUGCCAGAACGCGUACUGUCCGGAUCCGUUCGAGUGUGUCGACCUGUGGAACAAGUACGAGUGCGCCUGUGGCGAUGGUAUGAUUAUCUCACCGGAAGGCAAGACCUGUAUCGACCGGAACGAGUGUCUGGACUAUCCGUGUCUUAAUGGGGGCACUUGCAUCAACCAGGAGCCGCGCCUAAAGUACAAGUGCAUCUGUCCGGACUCGUACUGGGGCGAGAGUUGUGAGUUUCUGAAAGAACGACAAGCGCUUAAAUUCAGCACCAGUGCCUUGGCCGCCGUUAUAGCCUGCCUAUUACUGAUCAUUAUUUUCCUGUUUGUUUAUUUUUCCUGCUCCCGGCGUCGUUCGGCUAACUUCAAAAAGAAGCCAGUCACCAAGGACGACAUCCGCGAGAACAUCAUCAACUACUGCGACGAAGGUGGUGGCGAGGACGACAUGACCGCGUUUGACAUGAAGACACUCAAGAUCCCGAUUGGUCCGCUGCCAGAGCUCGUUCAACAAAAGGCACCGCCAGUACGUCCAGAUAUUGCCGUCGUGUCCGACCAGGUCGUCAACAAGGUGGACGUGUUCCUGGACGACCGGAAGCGACACGUCGACAUCAACUCAGCUUCCGGGCCAUUCGACGAUCUGCGUGACUACGCCUGCGAAGGUUGUGGGAGUACCUCGGGUUCGCUAAGUUCCUUAAAGUCAGGUAAAUCAAAAAAAUCGCCCAAACCCAUAAUAAUCUUCCAAACCUACCACGAACAGCACACGACGAUAAACACCUAAACUGUCCUCCCUGUUUUUA